AUGAUGCGGAAGGAAGGUGCCGGUGCGCCCGGGACUGAGUUCUCGCUGGACGCUUCCGACUGUAUAAAUCUACAACAGAUAUUGCAGGCAUUUAAUUCAACUAUCAGUGAGGAGCACGCAUGGGCCUUGUUUUAUCAGGCCGCAAAGUGUUUCCAGAAGUGCCUCGCUGACGGCUCCACCUGUUACCUGGCAACGGAGCCCAGGCAUUUGUUGCUACAUAAGGAUGGUUUCGUGCAUCCAAACACGCUGCUACGACCAGGAGAAACUGUUUUAAAGUUGCACAGUACAAAUUUGACUACCUACAAGGUUGGUCUGGCUGUAAGUAAAAUCAAAAGUGCGAUACAAUAG
Parnassius apollo (apollo) is the source of this 348-nucleotide messenger RNA. The record is from the annotation of a GenBank genome assembly. NCBI's taxonomy places the organism in Eukaryota, Metazoa, Arthropoda, Insecta, Lepidoptera, Papilionidae.